This is a messenger RNA of Sugiyamaella lignohabitans, 2187 nucleotides long. RefSeq lists its product as uncharacterized. The record is from RefSeq and is a predicted model, not a curated record. Gene Ontology annotation, cellular component: TORC2 complex. The transcript has a single exon. Gene Ontology annotation, biological process: TORC2 signaling. NCBI's taxonomy places the organism in Eukaryota, Fungi, Ascomycota, Dipodascomycetes, Dipodascales, Trichomonascaceae. Bases 1 to 2187 code for a protein of 728 amino acids.
AUGAAGAGGAACAGCUUUUCUCAUUCAAGGACACGUACAAACUCGUCGUCGUCAUCGGCGUCGAGCUCGCUGCUGUCGCCGGUCGGGAUGCAGCGAACUGGAUCGGAUACUUCGUCGCCAGCUGUGACCGGGACUGCGGGCUCGGGACAGUCUGGUGCCGUUCAGUUUGGGUCUCAGGGUCCUCAGGGGGGUGGUUACACUUCGUCACCCGGAGUUAUUGGUAAAAGACAGUCAAUGGGAUCGAUGACUUCGUCUUCGCGGCUGGGAAGUAUUCAGUCGGGCAAUUCACCGAAUAACAGCAGUCCGUCUGAGGCCGCUGCUAAGGCUGCUACUCUCAAGACAUCAGCCGGGUUCGCUAACAGCAGCAGCAGCAAUAACAAUAACUACCAUUACAAUAACAAUAACAACUACAAUAGCAAUAACAGUGGUAUAAAUGGGCUCGGUGCUGGCAAUUUCAAUGCUACUGCCAACAGCAUCAACUUCACGGGUGGUAAUAGCGGAGCUCAUGGCACUAGUGGUUCUAGUGGUGGUAUGGGCUCUGGCGGGACCGUGAGCCAGUAUCCGAACACUUCAGUCAAUCUCGGCAUGGAAAACAGCUCGGGAUAUGUGUAUUCAGAUGGUGGAUCAGGACUCGGACUGCCAAUAACUCCGUCGGCAUCGAUUUUGUCGUCCCCAGGUGCUGCCAGUGGGAAUAGUGGUAGUAGCUCGGGAAGUAGCAGGUCCAGUAUCGCAAGAAACAAGAUUUCCGCAGCAGCAGCGGCUUCAGCAGCUGUAUUUGCAUCCAAACCAAAAGAAAGUGCUCUUUCGAAAGCCAAAAUGUUCGCAAGACAGGCCACUAAACCACAUUCACAUACUUCAGGCGGCGGGUCUGGGUCGUCUUCUUCCUCGUCUCGUAAAAAGAAUGUCGUUGAUUUGACUAUACAAACAAGCUUGCCGCCAAUAUCGGGCCGUCCUUCUAUCAGUGAAAGGUCUCCACUGGCCAGACCGUCUCGUGAACUCGAGAGAAUAGCGUCUAUCGGAUCGUUGAGUACUAUAAUGGCCAGUGACCGGACGUCUACUACAUCAGGAACAGCAGCUGGUUCGAACAAUGCAUCCAAUGGAGCACUGAGUGGAUUGAAUAACGGGUCGAAUUCGACAUUGAUUGGCUCGUCGAGUUCGAUUAAUGGCAUUGUUGGUGGAACUGGUGGUGGUGCUGGUGGAUCUGGAAGUGUGAUUGGAAAUGGCGUUAGUGGUGGAGGUGUUGGUGGAAGUAGUGGAGCAGGUGCAAGUGGAGGAGUUGGUUCGGGAGGAAGUGGGGUAGGAAGUUCAGUUUCUAGUGAGAAAAUCAAGCACCAUUUGACAUUCCGACCUCGAAAAGAUUCGCAUGGGUUGUCUUCUUCGUCGUCGAACUCGAAACUGAUUUCUGAACAAGGCAGUAUUUACUCGUUCAACCCAUCGAGCCCUGGUGUAGUAGAAUUGAAAAACAUGGGAACGAAGGAAGAACGAGACCAGGUGCUUGACAGAUCAUGGUCACUUUUACGAUCACGAGUUAUAGGACUCUUUUCUGGGGACGGACUGAGAGUGCCUGUAGAGGAUUUGAAUAACCUGAUUCUCAUGCACAUGAGCAUUCUGAUCCAACAGGGCAGUUCAGCCACUGCCCGACUGAUCAUGAACGAGUUCAAAGAACUUCUUCGUGCUGGCAUGUACUCAUUUGAAGUGAAUCUCGUCAAAUCCGACAAUACCGUUAUUCUUCCAAACCUCGUCAAACUGUGGGUAUUCUUCUUCACUGACGUACUUCCAUACCUCGAAGCCAUCUUUCUACCUCUUCAAUGUGAAUUUCAAGGAACAGGCAAACUUCUAUCACCAGACAACGCACCUCCUUUCUGGAAAGACAUUGCCGCCAAAGACCCCCUCGACACCCGUCGGUUCAUUCUCAUGAGUUUCCGCGACCACGUCAUCAUCCCCGUAACUUCACGUCUCGAAUCAGCCAUCACCGUCGACUCGCUCGACUUCAACAGCUCGACCUCGUCUUCACUCUCAGACCUCGCUGUCCGCAUUCUCCAGUGCAUCAACGUCCUGUCGCUCAUCCAAUCCAGCAACUCUCACCAGGCGCAAAUCGACCACCUGGCCCUUGUCGUCCGCAAAAGCUGGCUCAGCAGACCCCGAGCGGGCAAAGACCGUCGCGGCGUGGUCAUGAGCCGCCGAUGA